AUGGUGGACACGGAUUAUAAGAAGGCGCGCAAAUUUGAAGGGGGAUUGCGGAGCGCUAUCCUGGAUAAGGUCAACAUGUUGAAGUUACCUACUUACGUUGAUGUGUUGGAAAGAGCUGUUAUAGCGGAAGGAAAUCUUGCUACUCAGAGUCGAAUCUCGGAAUGGAAAGGGAAGAGGCAAAAUACUCAAUGGUCGAAGGGAUCACCUACUCCACCAAACAAGAAGCAGACUUUAGGGAGUUCAAAUACUUCUACCCCUAGUCAGGAUUCAAUACCGACUUGUCCGGAAUGUGGAAAGAAGCAUCGUGGAACGUGCUAUCGGAAGUCUGGAGCCUGUUUCCAGUGUGGCAAGACGGGUCAUUUGAUCAAGGAUUGCCCUCAAAGAAAUCAACAAAGCAAUAAUAGAACCACUACAAGUUCAGCGGGGUCUGUACCAACUUCCAACACCAAGACAACUGUUAAACCUUCAAAUAAUAAAGACACUGCGAGACAAGGCAGGGUGUUCGCAUUAAUUCCGGGAGAUGUGCAAAAUGCAGCAACAGUGGUGUCAGGUACAUUUAUUGUUCACGGUCAUUUUGCUCACGUAUUAUUUGAUUCUGGCUCCACCCACUCUUUUGUGUCGAAACUAUUUGCUCCUAAGUUAGAUAAAACUGAAGAAAAACUGUCUUAUAUGUUGUGUGUGACUUCACCUUUGGGAGGCCCUAUGAGUUGUACUUCUAUCUAUGCUGCUUGUGAACUCCAACUUGGGGAUGUCAGGGUAUAUGCCAAUCUGUUGCCUCUUGAUAUGGCCUAUUUUGAUAUUAUUCUGGGAAUGGACUGGUUAGGUGAAUACGGUGCAACUAUAGAUUGUUUGACUAAACAAAUCAGUUUCCACCCUCCGGGGCAAUCAGGGUCUACCUUUCAGGGACAUGGAAUGACUUCACCACCUUAUUUAAUUUCUGCAGCAAGGGCUUGUAAAUUAGUUCAGAAAGGGUGUCAGAGGUAUUUAUGCAGUGUUUUAGAGGGGCAAAUGGUGAAUGGGAAUACCGACAUGAUCCCAGUUGUCUGUGAAUUUCUGGAUGUUUUUCCAGAAGAAUUACCAGGACAGUUAAUAGAUCCUUCCCUUGGAAGCUUGGAAUUGAACUUCCAUAAAGAGGGAGUUCCUCCUCCCUCCUCAGAGGAAGGGGUUUCUGUUGAUCCACACAAAAUUGAGGCGAUUGUGAAAUGGCCGACUCCUACCAAUGUGGCCGAAGUGCGUAGCUUCAUGGGGUUAGCUGGCUAUUACAGGAGAUUCGUUCAAGAUUUUUCUAAAAUUGCUGGACCACUUACACAAUUGACUCGAAAGGGAGUUGUAUUUGAAUGGUCAAAAGAGCGGGAAUCUGCUUUUCAGGAAUUAAAGAUGAAAUUAACCACAGCUCCAGUUCUAGCUUUACCAUCUGGUAUCGAAGGGUUUGUGAUCUACAGUGAUGCGUCUCAUAAGGGAUUAGGGUGUGUGCUUAUGCAAGGUGGAAGAGUCAUAGCCUAUGCUUCACGACAACUUAAACCCCAUGAAAAGAAUUACCCCACGCAUGACCUCGAGCUUGCGGCAGUGGUUUUUGCUCUAAAGAUAUGGCGGCAUUAUUUGUAUGGUACUACCUGCGAAGUUUACACCGACCACAAAAGCCUUAAGUACCUUUUUACCCAGAAGGAAUUGAACAUGCGGUAG
Messenger RNA from Camellia sinensis, 1683 nucleotides. NCBI's taxonomy places the organism in Eukaryota, Viridiplantae, Streptophyta, Magnoliopsida, Ericales, Theaceae. The record is from RefSeq and is a predicted model, not a curated record.